Messenger RNA from Neolamprologus brichardi, 2171 nucleotides. Lineage: Eukaryota; Metazoa; Chordata; Actinopteri; Cichliformes; Cichlidae. The record is from RefSeq and is a predicted model, not a curated record.
CAUUUAACGACCUUUGACCUUUGGUACUUUUCAGCAAGCUGCUCAGGAUGUGGACCGGGAUACCGCAGCCCGCUGGACGCCAUGAAGGGUCCUCGGGAGGAGAUCAUCUACCUGCCCUGCGUGUACCGCAACACCGGCAUCCUGAAGCCUGACUACCUGGCCACUGUGGACGUGAACCCCGAAUCCCCCGCCUACUGCCAGGUGAUCCACCGGCUGCCGAUGCCGAACCUUCGUGACGAGCUGCAUCACUCCGGCUGGAACGCCUGCAGCAGCUGCUUCGACGACGCCUCCAAGAAGAGAAACUUCCUGAUCCUGCCGUCACUCAUCUCGUCCCGAAUUUACGUGGUUGACGUGGGGACGAAUCCCAGAGCGCCCAAAAUCCACAAGGUACGCACGCCAUGGCACCGGGGGGCGCUGCCUUCACACAGACACACACGGGUACUGAUUAUGGACACGUUCCUCAUAGUAGUCGACUUUUACAAAUGCCACGACCGCCUGGUCACACAAGACAGCAGCAGCGCCCUGCACGGGCUUUCAGCUCCUCGUGGCAGAAAACAAGCAGCUGCUCCCCUCAAGUUUGGACAGAUGACUCCUUUGGGUCUGCUGUCAGAGAGCGAGGAGGAGGAGGAGUUCAUCCAGAGUUCAGGCAUAAGAGUCAUCAGCAUUCCUAGUAAGAAGGUGGAGGGAUGGAUGUUGCCCGAGAUGCCAGGUCUCAUCACAGACAUCCUGAUCUCACUGGAUGACCGUUAUCUGUACUUCAGUAACUGGCUGCAUGGUGACAUCAGACAAUAUGACAUCACAGACCGCAGAAACCCACGGCUCGUCGGCCAGGUGUUCUUGGGAGGAAGCAUUGUCAGGGACGGACCUGUCAGAGUCCUGGAGGACCCAGAGAACCAGCAGCAGCCCCGCCCCUGCAUCAUAAAGGGGAAGCGUAUCGCUGGAAGUCCUCAGAUGCUGCAGCUCAGUCUGGACGGGCGGCGCCUCUACGUGACCACGUCUCUGUACAGCGGCUGGGACAAACAGUUUUACCCCGACAUGAUCAGGGAGGGAUCGGUGAUGAUGCAGAUCAAUGUGGACACUGUGGAUGGCGGUCUGACCCUGAACGAGGACUUCCUGCUGGAUUUUGGUAAAGAGCCCGACGGUCCGGCUCUGGCCCACGAGCUGCGGUACCCCGGCGGAGACUGCACCUCCGACAUCUGGCUGUGAAGCCAUGAUCAUCCUGAGCCUCAGAGUCCAAACACAUUUGAGAACAGCUCAGAUUUCCAUGUAACGUCUGGUGUCACCAUCACGCAUUAGAAUAACUUUGUUGUCCAUCACAUCAGCCGCAGGAAAAAGAACAAAGUGCAGCAGAGAUCAGCACACACACAUAAAGAUAAUCAAUAACAGAAUCAGAUAUAAUCGGUGUUUCUGUACCAGAAAUGAGCCUCAGCAGAUGUGUCCAUGUUUUGUUCAUUAUUCCAAAGCUUCCUCACUGAGUCUCCAUCCAGCCUCGGAAGAACAGGUUAAAGGGCCAUUACGCUUUAUUCCACACUGCAUGUAUGUUUCAGGCCAACUUUGAACUUCCAAAUUCAGGUGAAGCGCCACCCUCAGGUCCUCCCUGCAGGUACAGCACUCUGCUCACGCUGUUGAAAGCCAGCAGGAGGGAAAAUGCAGAAUGCUCCUUUAAAUCGCUCCGGCUCAGGGGAAACUCCCAGAGUUUUUACAGACUUCAUCUUCACAACAUCCGCCUUUCCCCGCUCGCUCUAUUCCUACCUCAUGAAUCAGAUCAGUGAUUCGAUGAUCGAUCAAACAGGAAGCAGAACCGUGAGUCUGUGUCGGUCGAAGUAUGCACACAAACACCAGCAGGGAUAGCUCUGAGGUACCCCUGAGCAAGCUACCAAUAAAGUAUACAUUAUUAUUAUUGUUAUUAUUAUUAUUAUUAUUAUUAUUAUUAUUAUCAUUAUCGCGUGUUGAAGAGGAGCUGGAUCACAGCAGCUUGUUUUUGUAAUGCUCCUUUCAGCCACUAGAGGCUCCACUACCAGGUUAAACUCACCUGCUCUUCUCCUGUCUGAGAGAAAAUUCAACUCGGUAAAAAAAAAAUCAGAUCAAAGGCUUUUCUUGUUGAAUCAAUGAAGUCUGUAAAAUGUUCUUUAAUGUUCACACGCCGGCUGAAAUUAAAACUUUAUCACAAA